AAUCUUUGUCGUCUCCCAUUGCUCUCAAUCAUCGGAGGAAGAAGCUGUCACGCACCCUCUUAAACUUCUUUAUCAAGCUACGAGACGUGACACAAAUAUAAUGGAAAAUGCACCGCCCCCCCAAAUGAACUGUAAGGUGGAAGUCUGCAUUAAUCCUGACAACCAACAAAUUCAACAACCUGCCGUCCAAAUCCCCCAUCAACAACCUCAAGUCAUUCAACCUGUUCAACAACCUGUCUUCCAGAUGCCCCAACAACAACCUCAAGUCAUUCAACCUGUUCAACAACCUGCCUUCCAGUUCCAACAACAACCUCAGGUUGUUCAACAAGUUCAACAACCUGUGUUCCAACAACAACCUCAGGUAGUUCAAUCUGUAAAUCCGGUGACGGUGGUACCGCAGCAGCGGCUAACUGACCACCCUGGACAGAUGACGUGUCCUCGCUGCCAAAACAAUGUGGUCACGCAAAUUGAGUACACAAAUGGUAUGCUCACCUGGCUGAUUGUUGGCGUACUAGGAUUCUUCUUGAUCUGGCCUUGUUGUCUCAUCCCCUUCUUUGUGAAGGAGUGCAAGGAUGUGCAGCAUGUCUGCCCUGUCUGUAACAACGUCCUGCACGUACAUAAACGCAUGUGAAAAGCAUUGCAGUGUCCUCUCUGCUGAAGCACCAACAAAAGGUAGAAAAGUCUAAACCCUUUAAACAGGAGCCAAACCCCUAUAUGCAAACACAUCAGACGUAGCCAUGAACUCACUUGUGUCAAAUGUGGGUUAUAACUUCGUCACUCUGUAGUCAGUACUAACAAACCCAGUGUUAAAGUUAAGCAAGUGUGAAAGAUGGUAAAUACUAAUCUUAUAUUACUAAAAUUAAAUCUGUCCAGUGGAUUCUUUUAUACUGCAGUGUUUUUUUUGAAGAGUGCAAAGAAAUGUCACAAAUUAUUUGGCUUUGCAUUUAUAUUUCAAGAUCUUAAUUUUGAUUGCAUGUUAAAUGAUUUUGUUUAAAUUCAUUCAAAAUCAGAAAGUGUGGCCAAUGAGUAAAACAUUUUUGUUUAAAA
This is a messenger RNA of Etheostoma spectabile (orangethroat darter), 1047 nucleotides long. Its product is annotated as lipopolysaccharide-induced tumor necrosis factor-alpha factor homolog. The record is from RefSeq and is a predicted model, not a curated record. Gene Ontology annotation, molecular function: zinc ion binding. The coding region runs from base 101 to 631 and encodes 176 amino acids. The transcript is spliced from 8 exons. Gene Ontology annotation, cellular component: cytoplasmic side of late endosome membrane; cytoplasmic side of lysosomal membrane; nucleus. NCBI's taxonomy places the organism in Eukaryota, Metazoa, Chordata, Actinopteri, Perciformes, Percidae.